Messenger RNA from Xylona heveae TC161, 1428 nucleotides. Its product is annotated as FAD/NAD(P)-binding domain-containing protein. NCBI's taxonomy places the organism in Eukaryota, Fungi, Ascomycota, Xylonomycetes, Xylonales, Xylonaceae. Gene Ontology annotation, molecular function: oxidoreductase activity. The record is from RefSeq and is a predicted model, not a curated record. Bases 154 to 1113 code for a protein of 319 amino acids. The transcript is spliced from 2 exons.
CGGAGGUUACAAUUUCAGAUUAGAAUCCUUCAUCAUGGGGAAAUAUCUCUGCAACCUAGGAAAAUACAGUGAUAAUUGUUUCGAUAUUCUCGACCAACAUACUGCCACGGACAAGUCUUCAAUAUCUCGUUCAGAUUCAUCGCACGAUAUACAAUGAGCUCAACAUACGAUGCACUCAUAAUUGGCGGUGGUCCUGCUGGGUUGACCGCCGCCCUUACUUUGGCCCGCCAGCAACAUACAUCAGUUGUCUUUGACGCAGGCUCUUAUCGCAAUGAUGCGACAGACCACAUGCACCUACUUCCUGGUUUUGACCAUGCAGCGCCAGCGGAAUUCCGCUCGAAAGCCCGAGAAAACAUUACUUCGCGUUAUGAUCAAGUCUCUAUUCAGAAUAUUGGGGUGAAGCAGAUUCGGAAAACCGACGGUACUGGGCGUUUUGAGCUUGUCGAUGCAAACGACAAGACCUGGACUGGGAAGAAAGUGAUUCUCGCUAGUGGAGUUGAGGAUAUAUUCCCAGAUCUUGAAGGGUACGCCGAUUUCUGGGGCAAAGGAAUCUUUCACUGUCUCUUCUGCAAAGGCUACGAACAACGUGGAUGUCCCUCAGCGGGUCUCCUUGCAACCGAAGGGCUGGCCAAUGUACCUUUUGCUCUCCAUGUAGCGCGCCAGGUUGCUGCCCUCAGCUCGAACGUAACCCUCUACACCAACGGUUCCGAAGAACUGUCAACCAAUCUUCAGUCGGCUUUUGGAUCAGCCAAGCAGAUGAGAGUCGAUUCUCGUCGGAUCAAGAGAUUUAACAAGGGGACCGGUAGCCCCGCGGAAGUGACUAUUGAGUUUGAAGACGGCACCCAUGCUGUGGAAGGAUUCUUAGCCCACCAUCCGCGAUCCAAGCCUAAAGGUCCAUUUUGCGAGAACCUUGGACUGGAAAAGACUCCCAGUGGCGAUCUUAAAGCAGGUCCACCUUUCUACGAAACCAGCGUGAAGGGCGUCUUUGCUGCAGGAGACAACUGCAGUAUGAUGAAGAACGUGCCGAAUGCGAUCUUUUCUGGUUCUUUGGCGGCCAUGGGCGCAUCUUCUCAGAUCUUGGCAGAGGCUCUUGGCCAGAAGGCCCUUUUUUAAUAUCCUACUGCUCGGACAACCCAAAGCAAUAUUUGCGAAGUUGAUUUUACACUAUGACUCGUCUCAAUGAUCACCAUCAUACAUAUCUUCUCCGAUAUUUUAUUUUAUCAAUGAUGCUAGAACCGAAUAUAUGUAUCUCGUUCCUGAUUAUUUUAGGACCCGAGGAGGCUCAGAAAUAUGCCAUAUUAAUCUUUCAAAAGUGUUUACAACUUGACCAUUUUGGAUGAUCUGUAGUGAUGUGUCACACGAAGCACAGUGAACAAUGAUGGUACAUCAUGCUGAAGAUUUUUUAUGCUUUUAAUUACAAGACAGCCG